CUGCAUGUCUUCUGUCAACCAGCUGCGCAUGAAAUCAGCUAACCGAAUUCCUAGUAUUAGCAAACAAUGAAAUGACUUGAAUACCCUUUUGUACCUCCUCGCGUAUCGACUCGAGAUUGGAUGAAUUAAAUAGCAAAACGAUGCCGGUUAUGGUGUGUUAAAACACUAACUAUGGCCAUUUUAAAAGAAUGGGGAUGCCAUUGCCAGCUCUAUGCAACCAUUUCUUGAGCUCUAUGACGAGUUCACUAGUAAACUUUCAGCAAAAGAAUUCUCAAUUUCCUCAGUGAAUUAAUCGUUAAAAGUUUCAGCAAUGGAAAGCACCGACUCAACGACCGUCUCGCAGCAGCCGAACCUCCCACCGGGCUUCAGGUUCCACCCCACCGAUGAAGAACUAGUCGUCCACUAUCUCAAGAAGAAGGCUAGCUCUGCUCCUCUACCAGUUGCAAUCAUCGCGGAGGUUGAUUUAUAUAAGUUUGAUCCAUGGGAAUUACCAGCUAAGGCUUCGUUUGGUGAGCAAGAAUGGUACUUCUUUAGUCCAAGAGACAGAAAGUAUCCAAACGGAGCGAGGCCUAACAGGGCGGCAACUUCGGGUUAUUGGAAGGCUACUGGAACCGAUAAGCCGGUGUUAAACUCGGGAGGGACUCAAAAGGUUGGUGUAAAGAAAGCGCUGGUUUUCUAUGGAGGGAAGCCUCCUAAAGGUAUCAAAACGGAUUGGAUCAUGCAUGAAUAUAGGCUUCCUGAUAAGACUAACAACAAACCCCCUGGAUGUGACUUGGGCUACAAGAAAAACUCACUAAGGCUCGAUGGUUGGGUGCUAUGUAGAAUCUACAAGAAGAAAAACACAAAUAGAUCUUUGGAUCAUCAUAAAGAUGACUACAUGGAUAACAUGGUUGGGCCAGUGUCAACUUCAAUAUCAAUCGGCAGUCUCCAAUUCCAAACGAACGCCACAAGUUUCGGGACAUUGCUUGCAAAUCAUGAACAUAACAGGUUCGAUGGAAUGCUGGGGAGUGAUGGGAUGAAUUGUUCGAGCUCAAAGCCAGAUCUAUCCAUGUUUAACCCUCUUAAAAGAAGUAUACCAUCUGUUUACUGGACCGAUGACGAAACAGCCAGUCCUUCAACAGGCAAGAGAUUCCAUGGGGAUAAUAGCAAUGAUGGAAGCCUGGAGAAACCAGACACAAAUGGGUUAAUUGCAUCCCUGCUUAACCAUCUUCCUCAAACCCCUUCAUCGCAACAACAACAAACAAUGAUGGGGUCAAUCGAAGAUGGGAUCUUUAGGCCAUCGUAUCAACUUUCGGGCCUGAACUGGUACACUCUUGAUUGAAUUCCAGGUGUUGGAUAUUCUGUGGAUUUUAUCAUUUGCAUGCCCUUUAGAGAAAAUAUUUAAGGAGCUCUAAAUUUUCAACUAGCUUGGAAACUUUCACCGGUUUCCUGUUACACUUGUUGAUUCAGUCACCAAUAUUUGAUAAAUCUGAUUAUUACGGGAAGAUAGAUGAGCCAAAGUUUCAACUCUUGAGGCCAUAGAUAAUAGGUAAAUUAUAUAUAGUUUGUUGUUUAUUAGGGAGAAGUGGGACUUGGUGUAGAAGAAAAUAAAACUGAUGGGAAAUGAUGAUAUAUAUAUAUAUUUAUAUGCAUUUAAUUUGCUUUAGGGAUGCAACAUUGAAAUCUUGUAUAGAAUCAUUGUUCUUGUAGAAAAUUAUUACUAAUAUAUUGAUGAAUGAUGAUGCACAUUUUUUAGCA
This is a messenger RNA of Hibiscus syriacus, 1737 nucleotides long. Its product is annotated as NAC transcription factor 56-like. The coding region runs from base 311 to 1321 and encodes 336 amino acids. Gene Ontology annotation, biological process: regulation of DNA-templated transcription; system development. Gene Ontology annotation, molecular function: DNA binding. NCBI's taxonomy places the organism in Eukaryota, Viridiplantae, Streptophyta, Magnoliopsida, Malvales, Malvaceae. The transcript is spliced from 3 exons. The record is from RefSeq and is a predicted model, not a curated record.